AUGUCACUACACUGCUGGAAAACUCCAACUGAACCCUUCCAAAGAGUUCACGUUGAUUUUGCUGGUCCCUUCAUGGACACAUAUUUCUUCAUACUAGUUGACGCUUACAGUAAAUGGCCGGAAAUUAAAGUGUGCAAAUCAAUAACUGCUGAGAGUACGGAAAACAUGUGUCGUGAUAUUUUUGGUACUUUCGGUAUUCCGUCGGUACUCGUGAGCGUCCAAUUCACUUCGGAAACGUUCCAGCUUUUCCUGCGGAUGAAUGGUAUAAUCCAUAAAAUGGGAGCACCGUACCACCCAGCAUCGAACGGACAAGCAGAGCGCUACGUUCAAACAUUUAAGCAGAAGUUGAAGGCAUUAAAAUGCUCCAAAUCCCAAAUAAACCCUGAACUGGCAAAUGUACUGCAAACUUAUAGGAAAAUGAUACAUCCCUCGACUGGAAAAUCACCUUCGAUGCUGCUGUUCGGUCGGCAGAUUCGAUCGAGACUCGAUUUACUAUUGCCGAAAAAUGAAGCGCAGAGGACCAAUUACCAAGUUCGACAGUUCUCAGAUGGUGAUCGGGUGCGUGUACGGGAUUUCUUAUCAAAUAAUAAAUGGAAAUUUGGUAGAGUUGCAGAAAAAGUCGGGAAACUACGGUAUGCAGUACGCUUGGACGAUGGUCGAAUUUGGGAACGACACAUCGACCACAUUGUGGGAGUAGGUGCUAAUUUGGGCGAGAACUCAUCUGACUAUAGUGUCAAGUCUGCUAUAGAGAACGAGGGUAAGAUUUCGAUUGUACCACCUGCUGCUAGUGCAACUGUAACUGCUGCGAAAGAUACUUGCACAGAUACCAUGGACUCAACUCUGGCGAUGGCCGUUCAACCUUCAAUUACUCCGACGGAAGCGGUUACGAAUGCGAUGGGAAGCCCUGUUACCGGAUUUCAAAGAGAAACUUUUGGGGAGAUUUCUCCAGCAUUACGGCGCUCCAGUCGCACAAUUAAUCCUCCCAAGAGAUUAAAUCUGUAA
Wyeomyia smithii (pitcher-plant mosquito) is the source of this 1002-nucleotide messenger RNA. RefSeq lists its product as uncharacterized. The record is from RefSeq and is a predicted model, not a curated record. Gene Ontology annotation, molecular function: nucleic acid binding. The coding region runs from base 1 to 1002 and encodes 333 amino acids. Gene Ontology annotation, biological process: DNA integration. The transcript has a single exon. NCBI's taxonomy places the organism in Eukaryota, Metazoa, Arthropoda, Insecta, Diptera, Culicidae.